AAAGACGGCACGCUUAUCUCUUGCUCUCUCACACUCCCUUCCUUUCUGUACAGUGCAUGUAGACAAAAAGUAACCGGUGACGAGGGUCAAAUGCGCGGGAGUGAAUUAACGUUAGUGCAGAUUAUUUUCUCGCCUCCUUUUCUUCUCGGAGAAGCCAAAGGAAAGCUCAAGUAAAUUGUGCGAAGGACGAAAUAGCACGGCUAUUGGGUUUCCAUCAAGUAUUUCGAAGUUUCGAAGCCAAUGUUUUGGAACCAAACACUCAAGCAGGACAUUCGUUAACCUAUAUUGCAGAAGGAAAAUCCUAAAAAAUCUCAGCACAAAAUGUUAGCAGUAGCUGCUUUUUUACUUGAUGACGAUGAGGAAGAUGUUGAGAUGGAAUUUCAAAGGAUGCACAUGGCCUGGAAACGCACUGUACGAUACAUGAGCGAUCCAUUUACAAUGGGAGAUAAUGUUUUUAGGAAACAUUAUAGAAUGAUUCCUGCAAUUGCCAUACACCUGAUCGAGUUGCUUAGACCACAGCUGGUUGAACAUGAGCAAGGAAUUCCGGUACACCUGCAAGUAUUAUCAGUCUUACGCUUCCUUGCUGAAGGAUCUUAUCAAAAGGGUGUGGCGCACGACUGCUACCACCCCAUGGGCCAGAACACCUAUAGCAAAUAUCUACAUGAAGUGGUUCCAGCAAUAGUACGCCUAGCAGAUGAAUACAUUGUCUUUCCCAGAAAUAUGGAGGAACGCCAAGAAAUGUCAAGAAGAUUUGAAGAGUCGCUUGGCUUCCCAGGGGUUAUUGGUGCUAUCGACUGUACUCUUCCAAAAAUUCACACACCACAUGAGCACGAGGAGGCCUAUGUGAAUCACAACCAGGACCAUUAAAUUAAAUGUACAAGUGGUUUUAGAUAUGGAUUAUAAUAUAUUGAAUAUCCGAAUUACCAAUGGGUCCAGUAAUGAUAAAUUUGUAUGGCGUCAUAGCCAAAUGAGGGAGACAAUAUACCAGCUACGAAAUAAUCCUGAUCCUGCAGAGAUGAACAACGAAUACUACUUGAUCGGAGAUGGAGGCUACACUCCAUCACCAGUGCUGCUGACACCUUGUCAAGAAGCUGCUCCAGGUUCUCCAGAGUUUCGCUAUUCAGACAGAGUACGAAGAACCAGAUGUAGGGUUGAACAGACCUUUGGCAUUUGGAAACAAGUAUUCAGAUGCAUCAAUGGAGAUCGUAGUCUCCAUUAUAUACCAGAAUUUUCUUCUCAAAUAGUAUUGGCUACUGCUGUCUUAUACAACUACUUAAGACACCAAGGGAUGCCUAUGCCAGUGCCUUUAAGAAAUCAUCGAGUGAGAGCCAUUCCAAUGGUGGACUUUGUUGACGAUGACUAUAUCCAAGGACUACAAGUACGCAGGAAUUUCAUCCUCAAUCAUUUUGCUUAGGUUUGAGUUGAAUGAUAAUAAUUCUAAUAUUUUAAAUUAUAUAUGUUCACAAGUUUGUUUAGUUUCACUUAGUAGUCUCUCUAGUUUCACCACUCUUAAGUGUUCAAUUAUUAAUAAUUUAUUUAUAAUUAUGUAGAUCUCAUCAGAAUUGUAAUUAUGUAGAUCUCAUGAUCAGUUUGUGCCAUAAGAUGUUUAAUAAAUCUUAAUAUGUAAUA
Messenger RNA from Nasonia vitripennis (jewel wasp), 1629 nucleotides. RefSeq lists its product as uncharacterized. The record is from RefSeq and is a predicted model, not a curated record. NCBI's taxonomy places the organism in Eukaryota, Metazoa, Arthropoda, Insecta, Hymenoptera, Pteromalidae. The coding region runs from base 893 to 1414 and encodes 173 amino acids. The transcript is spliced from 6 exons.